Dromaius novaehollandiae (emu) is the source of this 7831-nucleotide messenger RNA. It is a transcript of the gene HEATR3, whose product is annotated as HEAT repeat containing 3. The transcript is spliced from 15 exons. Bases 74 to 2134 code for a protein of 686 amino acids. NCBI's taxonomy places the organism in Eukaryota, Metazoa, Chordata, Aves, Casuariiformes, Dromaiidae. The record is from RefSeq and is a predicted model, not a curated record. Gene Ontology annotation, biological process: ribosomal large subunit biogenesis; protein import into nucleus.
GUGAGGCGCGUGCGCGGGCAGCCACGUGUGUGCGCCGGCGCCGAGGGGCGGCGGCGGCGGCGGCGGCGGGGCGAUGGGGAAAAGCCGCGCGCGGCGGUUCCGCCGGGCGCCCUUCUCCCCUGGCGGCGAGGCCCCCGCGGGCGGCGGGCGGCGGCGCGGCGCCGAGGACGGCGGCGGCGGCGGCGGCGGCGGGGGGGAGGAGCCGGCUACGGAGCUGCUGGAGAAGCUGCAGCAUCCAAGUGCUGAAGUGAGGGAGUAUGCCUGUGCCAGUAUCUCCAAGCUGUUGCAGCAGAAGCAUGUUAUCCCAGCCUUUUUGCAGAGAGACGUUGUCCGGUGCUUGGGGCCUAUGUUGCUGGACCACAGCUUAGCUGUUCGUGAGACAGCUGCGGGGGCUCUCCGAAAUCUCAGUGCUUGUGGAGGAUUUGAAGUCUGCGAUGACAUGGUGACAAAAGACAUCAUGACACCCCUUGUCGCACUUCUGAAAGAGUGUAGCGCUGGACUGGAUGCUAAUCAGCUCUCUCCAAAGAAAUGCAGAGAAAUGAACAAAAAUUAUGUUGAAGACAUAGCCAAUGAGGCUAUUAACUUGCUGUGGAAUGUGUGUGAAUGCAACAAUACAGCAGUAUCCAUAUUCAAUAAAGAAGGGUGUCUGGAGGCUGUAUUACAUUAUAUGAAGAAAUUUUCCACAAAUGUGGAUCUGGCUAUUUCAGUAGCAAACUGCUUACAGGCAGUAACAGAGGAUAAUCCCGAACUUCUUUCUUCGUUCAGUUCCUCUGCACAACAAGUACUGGAAACUGUUAUGUUGUGUCCGGAGAGCACAAUGAAGCAUAUCCUUUUGAGAACGCUGAUAGCAGGCACUAUCUGGAAUAUCAAGGACACCAUUCCACCAGGCAGCCUGGCAAGCAUGGUUAAUGCAAUCCUGAAGAUUUUCUCAGAAUCAUUAGAAGUAGAUGCUGGUGAAACAAUUAUUCGUAUGAAUGAAGCUGAAAAAAACAGGUUAAAACUUGCUGCCGAGGCAGAAACUGAGGAAAACAUGAGUGAUGUUAUAGAAAACUGUGUUUUGAGUGAAGAUGAUGAAAUGGAAGAAAUAUCAAAAGGAAAAGUCGGAAGAGAAAAUGACAUUUCAGACCUACUUCCAUCUGAUAAGUGGGAGCUGAAAGAAGUGACAGCCUUACUGAUGGCUCAGCAGACUGCUCUGGAAAUCAUUGUUAACAUGUGCUGCAGCGAAGAUCCCUCUGACGAUGAAUGGGAGGAACUCUCCAGCAGUGAUGAAAGUGAUUUGUUUAUGGAAAAUUCAUACAAUGAGGGCAGUGGGCUGCUAAUGUCACCCCUGUGCCUCUCUGAUGAGGUUAACUCAGCGUUUCUGAACUACCUCAUUCCAAAGAAGAUUCUUGAAAAAACUGCUUUUCCGAACAGUGUUGCUCUAGACAUCUGUAUGCACAAUCCAUCUUGGAAACCAUUAAUUAAAAAACUGAACACAGUGCAGUGUAGAGCUUUGACAUGUCUCCACAGCAUUUUAUUAGUGUCAGAUGUGGAUUGUCUCGGAGGAGCUUCAGCGCUUCAGUCACUUGCACAGCAUCUCUCACAGCUAGUCUUUUCUAAAACGGAAUUUCCUAAAGACACAGAAUUCCUGGAAGCUAUAACUAGUGCUUUGAGGGCUCUCUUACAAACGAUGGCAUCAAAGAACAUCUCCCAGUGUAUGACUCCUGAGCAGCUAAUCGCUUUAUGUGAAGCUGGUAUUCAGAGCAGCAAUGCCAGUGUUAGAGUGAAUGUAGUUAGCAUCCUUGGAAUUUCUGGCAGUGUCCUGGCAAAAGCAGAAGAUACAGCUGAAACACUAAAGAUGAUUGGAAAAUUUCUUCUUGAGGUUGCUAUGAAAGAAUCUUCUCUUGUAGUAGCAGGGGAAGCCUUGGAUGCACUUUUUGAUGUGUUUGCAGAUGGUAAAGAAGCAGAAAAGGCAGCAGUACAGAUUAAGUUGCUCCCAGCACUGAAAGAAUUUCAACCAGUAUUCAAAAUGAGGAUGCGAAAAGAAGGCAAAGGAGGAUAUAGUGCAGAUCAGCUCUGUGUUCUUGACAACGUGAAGAUGAAUUUGAGAAGAUUCAUUGCCUAUCAGGAGACACUAGUGAAAAACCCAACUUGAAACAUCAAGGAACGUUAAACUAAGGUUUCCUUUAUUGAAUAAUGUUUUCCAAAAAUAUAACCAUUUUGGCUUCUAAAAUUUGUUGAGCAGAGCAGUUUUGCUUUCAUGUUAAUAUUGGUUUUGGUUUUUUAUUUUUUUUUUUACAUUCAGUAUUUUCGUACUUCUGGGUUGAUGCAAUAUGCAAGUAGCGUCAGCAUACAAAAGAAUAGCAUUGCUUUGAGAUUAAAUGUUAGCAGUGAUAAGAAUGUGCUUUUGCGGUCCUGAGAUCUAUAAAUAGCACUGCUGUCAAUGUUUAGAAAUCCUCGUGUAUCCUGGCAGAAAAUUAUCAUUGCAUGAAAAAGUAAUUUAAGGAAUGUCCUCAGUUAUGUGCCAGAUCAAGAAAAAGGGAAAAAAAAAUCCCGCUGAGAUAUUUUCAGGGAAUUCAUCAGUGGCAGAAUGCUCAUAUUUGCUAUUUGUUCUUACCUAUUUCUAGAAUUGCACAAGCACUUAUGGCAAGUUUCCUGAGAGAAGUGUAUGACAAGUGUGUAGAUUACUGUCAGCACUUGGAUCUAUUACUUCUUGAGGUUUAUCAGAGAGAAAACUGUCUCAGAUUCAUUUAUGAUAAAUUCAGUAGGGUAGGCUUUUACUGUGGAAAUCAGUUUAAGAGUAUCCAACUCUUAAACACAGUUCUCUUUUUUACUGUAUUUUGAUUGGUAUUUCAGAAAAUCAAGUCCGCUAAUUUACCUUCUUCCUUGUAAUUCUGCAUUAGGAUAAGUAUGAAUUCAGGGAAGUAGUAAACCUAAUAAAGAUAGAUAUUUUUUAUACUGAGUUAUUAUCUAAAAUACUUUUAUAAUUGCUUAAAGUAUCUUUUCAAAUAUUUGUGAUAGAGACUUUUGAAAUGUAAAAAUAUUUUUCAAAGAAAUGUCACUGAUUCAUGAAGAUUAUAUGUGGACUUUCAUAUAUCAAAAGUUUCACUUUUGUUUCUAUGAACAAAAUAUUGUAUCAAGUACGCUUUUUUAAGAAAAAAUAUAAGGUGGGAGAAACUGAAGCACAACAAAAAGUUGUAAGUUGAACUUCAAUGUUGAGGAAAAAAAUUAACUUGUUUAUGAUGACUUCCUCAGUGUUCUUUCCCUCUAAAAUCCAUACAAUGUAGUACACAUCCAGAACUGUUUUCUUGUGACUUCUGAAAUGGGGACUGUUUUUUUUUCCCCCCCUCCACUGUUAACCUGCUGCCUGCAGUAGCAAAAGCAUCUAGUUUUGGGCAAAAUUUUGCUCAAAAUGUUAGGCAUGGAACUACAAAAAUCAAAUUUGUUUGAUUUGUUAGAUUUCGGUCUCUUUUAGACUAGAAAGCAGGCUUUAGGACUGACUGGAUAACUUGAAAAUAACUAAUUUUGUGAAAUUCUGACAUUUUUGUCAAGUGAAAGAAUAUGAAAAAUGAAUUUAAACAACUGCACUGCCGUUCUUGCUGUUGCUUUUCAGAAGUCAGAUUAAAUGUGUGAUGUGAUGCCUGCUAAUCAAAUGAGUGAGGGAGUGAGUGUCAGGGAUGAGGAGGCUCUAAGACAAUUGCAUCUGGGCAUUGAAAGUACAAGAGAAGUCCUGAGGAAAAUGUAGUGAUUGAAAGGUUUUCCUGGGAUUCAAUGGGGGCGGCCAAAUAAGAGGGUCAGUGUAUAACUGCUGAGGAAAGAAUAGCUAGGUGGAUUAUGGCACACGACUGCACAGUGUGUGGAUUUUAAUCCCAAUGUUAGCAAUACUUGCCGUAUACUGAGGAUAGUAUAAUAUUAGCCUAAUUAAAAGGAGCUAAAAAGAGCAGGGCUUCCUUCAGAGUCAGAUCAGCUUGUGCAGGCCUUGUCCAGUCCGAGUUUGAGCAUCUCCAAAGAUGGAAAUUCCACAACCUCUCUGGACAACCUUUUCUCGUGCUUGACUGCCCUCACUGUGAACAUCUUUUUCCUUAAACCUAGCUGGAAUUCACCUUGCUGUCAAAUGUGCUUCUUAUCUUUUGACUGUACACCAUGAAGAGUCCAGCCACAUCGCCUUUUAUAACCCCCAUCAGGUAGCUGAAAACAGCAGUUAUAUUCCCUUUUCCUCGUGGCCGAACAAACUUAGCUCCCUCAGACCUUUAUACAUCAUGUGCUGCAGCCCUCUGACCAUCUUGGUGGCCGUCCGCUUGACCUGCUCUGGUGUGUCAAUGUCUGCCCUGUACUGGGGACUCCAAAACUGGGCACCGUACUCCAGAUACAGUCUCACGAGUGCUAAAUAGAGGGGAAUAAUCACUUCUCUUGACCUGCUGGCCAUUCUCCUGCAAGUGCAGGCCAGUAUUUGUUAGCAUUCAUUGCUGCGGGGAUGUACUGCUGACUUCUGUUCCUCCCAUCCACUAGGACCCUUAGGUCCUUCUUUGCAAAGCUGCUCUUUGGUCAUUCAGACAAUAGCCUGCCCUGUUUUGUUGGAUUAUUCUGUCCCAACUGUAAAAUGGAGGCAUUUUACAUCAGGUAUAGCAGUCAGAAUCUGAUUCCUGGGGACUGUUAGAAUGAUUAAGUGUACGUUAUUUUUUGUUUAGUUUCUAUUUAGGUCACUAAUGGGAAGAAAUGUUUCAUCUUCAAAUACAAAUCUUAAAGUUGCAGAUAAAUAUAUAGAAGAUGAUGCCCUGUUUUUGUAAUAUGAUCUAUCAGGCCCUCUUUUUUUCCUUCAAGUUAAAAGACAGACUGUCAUUUAGAACCUAAACUACUCCAGCAGUAGGAAUUUUUUUUUUUUUUUUGCUAUGCAGUAAUCAAUUGAAUAUCUUUUCUUUUUUUAAAAAAAAAAAGCUUAUAGAUGUAUAGUAUUACAAACCAUAUCUCUUUCAGAAGUAAAUGAUUUAAUGUUUAAAUACUUGUUUCUAUCUUCUGGUACACAUGCUAUUUCUAGCUAAUAACUAAAAGAGUAAUGAGGACAUAUGAAGGUGUUUUUGUUUCUUGUGAGCUUGUACUAAAACUCUAAUGUAUAAAAAUUAAGUAGUCCAUUCACCCUUGGAGCACUUUGUUGGACCUAUUCCCCUGAGUGUAGGUCAAGACUGGCAAGCUGGCUCUUCCACCUCUAGCUUACCAGGUGUGUUUGGUUCGACAAGGGAGUGCUGUUACUCUUGGGGUUUUUUGCUGCUUUAUGUUACUUCAUCACUAAUAUUAAUGAAAUUUAUAUAUGAUUUCUUAACAUUGCAUCACACAUAAGAUGCAGUCUGCCCUUGCCAGUGGUCCAUAGCAAAAUGGAGCCCUGAUCUUCCUUUGAGAUUUCUGUGAUAUUGCAGUUAUUUUAAUAAUAUUUAGCCAACUGCAUAUUUUGGAGUCUAUAUUUUUUGUUUUCCUGUUGAAUGAAGAAAAUCUUACUAUGCUACCUGUCUAGCCAGUAGCUUUGUGUAGCUUGCUCUUGAUGUCUAAUGGAGGGCUUGUGACUGAAUAUGAGAUAGUAAUUCUGCAUGCUAAUUUAAGAGAGUAUGUUCUACUCAUAAGAGAUAAGAUGUAAGAUAGUAGGAAAAGUACACAAGACAGUGAAGAGGCUAGUUAUCAGUGAUUGAGAGAAGUGUCAGAUCAUGACCUAAAGAGAAAAGACAUGGAUAUGUACGGAAAAACUAAAUUGUAAGAUAGGGACUAUAGAAAUUGUUGUAGCACAGUUGGGAAAAUGAUGCCAGCAAAUGAAAGUGUGUAGCAAAAAUGGAAUGUUUGAAAUACUCUUUUGGCACUGACUUAUUUAAUUAGAUUUAAGGUAAGUGGGAGAUGGAUAAUGUGAAAGCAAAAUUUUUGACAGCCCACAAAGACAAAGCCAGAUCUUGGAGAUUCUUUGAGGGUGGGAGAAGUUGGACUGAUCUAGACAGUGCGGCAUAAGUAAAUAGAUGCUGGAUGUGCAAGUAUAUGUCAUGAAUUCAUGUGAUCACACAGAUUAGAUCAAUAUCAGAAGGGGUAUCUGAAACAGUAUUUGUUUGCUUAUCCUGGCUCUGAAAAAAAGGGGGGGGGGGGGAAGAAAAACCCACAGUCCUUUAAAAAUCUGGAUUGCUGCUUUAUCAGUUUUCCUGUCUGACACCUAACAAAACAGAAUCUCUGCUCUGGAUUGAGAUUUUAUGCCAUAAUGUAUGUUUAAUUUAGUGGGUUUAUGGCAUUAAGUAGAGUUUAAAGGAAGAUGGCUCUCUGCUUCCCCACCUUUUCAGCAGCAGUAAGACAGGUAGCAUUUGCUGCUUUUGUCCUCUUUGCAGCCUCCAAAGUGUUGAAUCAUAGACCGUGUAGAUAAGGAGUUAUCAUUGCUUUGUGGUUUUGUCUUUACUCCCUAUGCAAAGAAACAAGUGGCAACAUUUAAACAAACAUUUGUUAUGAAGCACUAUUUAUAUGUCAUGCCUUGACAUUCAAAACAUAGUUAAAAGUUUGACUAUUUGAGAUUUGUGGUGUGUUAGGGUUUUUUUUAAUAUGUCCUUUUUAAGAUUCUGCUCUCUUGGAUGAACAAGAAUAUCUUAAACUACAAAUUGCUUUGUUUUUACUUUUGUAUUUUGAGUGAAAACGUAAAAAAAUGAGAGCACAGUGGAAUCACAAAAUGAGAACUCUGAGAACAAAUUAAUUUAAAACCACUUUGUAGUUUAAGUAUUGUAAAUGAAAUGUAUAUCUUGUGGAAUAUUAACAUAUAGCAACCAACCAAAAAUGCACAUAAACUCAAGUUCUCUUUCCUUAAUAAGUAAUUUUCAGUGAAAACAUUCUCGGAGGAUUGGUUAGAGACAUCUAGCCUUACAAUUUCUGUUGCAAAUUAAAAUCCAGGCAAUGUUGGUGGUAAUCGAAAAUCAUGUAAUGGUUCCUUUCUGGCACACAUGAAAUGAACUAAUGCUCCAAAUACAGUUUACAGUGGACUUACUUUUAAGAUAUGUAACAUUGUUAAGAUAAUUGGCAAAAACUGAAAAUUCUGAUCAUCACAGCAGAUCCAGGGAAGCUGAAGUUUUUCCACACAGGCUGAAAUGUGGUGUUUCUGUGUGAAGAAGCUUGUACUGAGUAGUGCUUUUUUCUACUGAGUGGUGCUUUUUUUUUUUUUUUUUUUUUUUUUUCCCCCCCUACUCUCCUAAUAAAUUCAAACUCUUAACUUUUGUGCCUUUCAGGAAAAAUAGCAUACAUUUAAAUCAAUUGAGAACAAUUUCACUAUAACUUCAUUUUGUUUCUGUAGUGUUUUCCUAAUUUCCUUGCUUCUAUGAGAAGCAUUUUGCCAGACAUAAUUCAGUGACCACAUAAAAACAUAACUCGAGACUUGUACACAAAGGAUAUGCCAAGACAUUGGGUGUCAGGAACUCCUUGUGUUACUGUUGUAUUAAGGCCUUAAAAAUCAAAAUUCCUGGAAACUGAAAUAAGUUAUCAUUGUAAUUAUUCUGUAUGCUGUUAGAACUAGUGUGGUUGUUAUGUGGGACUUUUAAACACAACGGAAUGGCUCCGAUACAGCCAUGGGUGCUGUGAAGGACUCUGUCAGAGUGGAUGGCCAUCACAUAAAUGCCUCUGUCACUUCCGAAGACUCAGCUUCUCCCAGUUUUGUGUGUCUUUCCUGAGAAAAAUCUCUGCUGGGAUUCUUUGUUUUCUUUCCUCUCCGACACAUGAAUCUUCUUGAACUUUCAAGGAAAAGUGCAUUGACCUCUUCGCCCCCCCUUGUUGGAGUGUGAAGGGCACUUCCAGAAUUUAACUGGAGAAUGGCUGAUACGGCUAGAAAAAUGCAUGUUUCUAAAUAACCUGA